AUGAACACGGGAGAAAAGGGGUUACCGGCGAUAACAACAGCGACGUCCGAUAGAGGAUAUCGGUGGGAGGUAAGUUGGGUCUACGUUGGAGAUGGUGGUGGCUACAACGUUGUCAACAAGAGUGUUGUGGUAUUUGAGGGUGCUUCUGUGAUGCCCACCUCUCCCCCCUUUCUUCUUCUCAAAUUCUCUCCUCUUAUAAGCAAAGUGAAAAUAUUAGCGUGCUCUUGUUUUGGAAAUACAUUAAAUCUCUUGGCCCUUUGUUUCUGGAGUGCCGUUGGGAAAGGUUUUAAGUUGCAAGGACAAACUUUUAGGAAACCUGCAAGUGAGAGUGUUAGCUCUAUCAUGUGA
Lathyrus sativus (Indian pea) is the source of this 348-nucleotide messenger RNA. NCBI's taxonomy places the organism in Eukaryota, Viridiplantae, Streptophyta, Magnoliopsida, Fabales, Fabaceae. The record is from the annotation of a GenBank genome assembly.